CACGGCCAAGCUGUUCAAACCCCCGUGUGCUGCUCAACACUGCUCAGUCUGACAACCACAUCUCAUCGAUCAACAACUGAUCAAUAAGUAACUAUCGGAAACUAAUCGAAGACUUUUUUCCUCAGCAUGGAAGCAUCGGCGGACAAAAAUAUGGAGAGUAAACAGAAUGCCGCGAAACCGCUUCAUCUGCGCUAUUUAGUGUCUUUUCCAACCGUAGUGUGUUUGGUGUUAUCGCUGAGCUCAAUAGCGGUGUGUUUUCUCAUGGCUUUUAAAACGCAUCAGAUGGAGAGCAGGCUUCACGAGCUGGAGAUAAAGAUGACUGACAUCUGUCAAGAAUCAUCCGCCGACGUCUCUGUUUCACAGGAGCUGCGCAGAAUACAAGAGAGGCUGAAUGAAGUGCCGAAGUUGCGUGUGGCGAGAGACGUGACACCAGACUGCAACUGUCCUCCAGGUCCUCCAGGAAAACGUGGAAGGAUGGGCAGAAGAGGCGACACUGGACCCCCAGGCAAACCUGGGCGUGAUGGUUACCCGGGUCCACUUGGUCUGGAUGGCAAACCCGGUGCACCUGGACCUAAAGGAAGCCAGGGGCUGCCGGGACUAAAAGGAGAUAAGGGUGACCAAGGAGACACCGGGCCAAGGAUGGUCUUUCCUCGCUACGAUCAUGGCUACAUCUCAGCCGAUCAACCCAGUUUCCAGAGGCGUAUGCUGAAGGGUGAUCAAGGUCAAGCUGGCCCACCUGGACCUCCAGGCCCUCCUGGAGCACCAGGCGCAAGAGGGCCCCCAGGAAACACAGGGAAGGACGGCCCCCGUGGCCCUCCGGGAGAGCAAGGUGCUCCUGGACAAGAUGGAGAAGAGGGACAAAGAGGUUUACCAGGAAAUCCGGGUGAAGUUGGUGAUCAGGGUUAUCCAGGACCACAGGGACCCCCAGGGCCAAAGGGCGAGCAGGGAGAAAGAGGCUUUCAGGGUGAUGGAGGAAUCGAUGGGCUACCAGGGCUUAAGGGAGAUAAAGGAGAUGUUGGAGAACAAGGGCCUCAGGGUGAAACGGGUCACCCCGGUGAGAAAGGCAUGUCAGCAUCUGGUGACAUCAUCGACUUCAAUGGAAAACUCUUAGAUGCCUUUCAGGCCAUCAAAACCAUCAGUGUCUCGGGUCCACCUGGCCCUCCGGGACCACCAGGAAAAGAAGGUCCAAAGGGCGAACUUGGCUUACCUGGACCUGCUGGGGUCGAUGGUGAAAAGGGUGAUAAGGGAGACACUGGAGAGCCUGGUGACUCUGGAGAGAAGGGCGAGAAGGGAGAAAUGGGCCUCUCGGGUCCCUCUGGAAUGGAUGGGCAGAAAGGAGAGAAAGGAGAUUCUAUACUAGAAGACAAUCUGGUUCAGAUGAUUUCACAGCCUGGACCACCAGGACCUCCAGGUCCACCAGGACCACCUGGAUACAUGGGUCACCGUGGCAUGCCAGGCCAAAAAGGGGAUUCAGGGGAGAGUAUUAAAGGAGAGAGGGGAGAAACCGGUGCUCCAGGAACACAAGGCCUUCAGGGUAUUCAAGGACCACCAGGAACAACAGGAUUAGUUGGCCUGCCUGGAACAAAGGGUGAAAAGGGAAAGCAAGGGGAACCUGGAUUAGAUGGUUUUCCAGGUAUUAAAGGAGAUCGGGGUGAACGAGGAGAGAGAGGAGAGAAGGGGGAUCGUGGUCCUGUAGGAAAAAGAGGCCUGAAGGGGAAGAAAGGCGAGCAGGGGCCGCCGGGUCUGGAUCAGCCCUGUCCUGUGGGAGAUGAAGGAUGUAAGAAAGAGGCAGUAGAAGCGGGGUCUUCAGCUCCUGAGGCCCCCUGCCCGCUGGGUCCUGAUGGUCUUCCAAUACCAGGUUGCUGGCACAAGGAACAGGGAAUGAUCCAGAAACUCAAAAGGAAACGUCUCUCCCAGCCCUGAUGUUCUUCAAGAGCCAAACGGAGUUUUAACGACUUUACAGUCACUCGAGGUGACGACAUCUCAAUAAUAUUGGUUAAUAUUGACUGUCCUCAAUGCACAGGUGGAAUGAGGGGCGAACAAACCCUUUCUAUGGUCAAUAUUUUUCACUGAGAAUCAUAACAGAGAUGUUGGAAGAUCAGGGCUUCAUGGAUGCAGCUGCUCAGAAGGAAAGCAACAGCAGUCUAGCGUAAGACGUGGAGAUGAUUUACGGAACAGAUCAGUUUUGUUUUUGAGAAUAUUGAUGAACAGUAAUUUAUAAUGAUUUAUUUCUUAUGUUACUGUUUUAUGCGUGUGUGUUUUUUUUUAAAGCAUUUUAAACCCAUAAUCAAAAACACAACUUAAACACACAAAAACUGACUUGAGGAUGGCGAGCGUUCAUUUUUGGGAUUACAUUGAUAUUAUUAUUAUAUAUGCUGUUCGACAUUUUAUUGUAUUUCUGCGGUAACAAUUUACCGCAAGCACCCCUUUACAGUAACUUGCAUGUAAAUGUGUUUUACAGUAGCAGUAAACAGUAAAAUAAACCGUAAAAUAGCCUUACCGCAAUUUCUUUUUAAGGUGAAAUGCCCUUUACCACAUUUUUUACUUUACAAUAGGACAAUUUUACAGUAGUUUUACUGUAAUUUAUUUACAUUUUACUUCGGCAGUGCAAAACCCUUAUUUUUAGUAUUUACUAAGUUUAAUAAAUUCCAAACAAGUGACAAUUUUUUUCAUUUACUGUCUCUUUUUUGUACAGUAGCAGUACUUUGAUUACAGUAGAUUACCGCAAAUUCCUAAUAUGCAGUAAGUUACUGUAAAAGUAACUUUUUUAAUUACCCAUAAUGCAGUGCAUAUUACAGUGGUGAACUGUAAAGAAUGUAUGUGGUAUUUUACUGGGCAUAUUUACAGUAAAUAACUGUAAAAAAUUACGGCAAAUCUAACAGUGUAUUCAAGUAGUUUGAUUACGGUAGGAUAACGCAAAUUCCUAAUAUGCAGUAAGUUACUGUAAAAGUUACCUAUAAUGGAGCGCAUAUUACAGUAUUACAGUAGUGAACUGUAAAGAACUUAUGUGGUAUUUUACUGGGUGUAUUUGCAGUAAAUAACGGUAAAAUUGCAGCAAAGUCUAACUGUAAGGGAAAGUUCAUCCAAAAAAAUAAUAAUAAUAACAUUUGCUGUCUAUUUACAUAGAUUAAUAUAACAUUAAAGACGAUUUCUGACUUUGAAACUCAAGUCAGUGGCUAUUUAGAGAGUCAAAAAACCUACAGGCUAAACUAAAUUAGUGCGCAUUGCUAAUUUAGCGAUACUAUAAUUGACGGAAGUUGGUAUAUUUAUAGUAAAUGUUAAUUUUUUGGGUGAGCUAUCACUUUAAUGCAACAAAUUAUUAAAUCAGCGCAACAGUGUUAUAUAUUGUAUCCGUUCAUUUUGUUUUUCUUAAAUACUACUGCAUUUACGUUUCGUUGCUCACAUUUGUUGUGAUGCUUUGUAUGAUAUAUGUUAACUGUGACUACCUGCCCGUUGAUUUUUGAGGUCACAAUUCUCGAUACGUAUUCCAUAUAAUUGUUCGAAGUAAUUUAUGUGUUAUACUGAUGUUUGUUUAUUGAAGAUGGCGAGUUUUUGUAACCUCAGUGUCGCCAUCUGGAGGACUCAAGUUUAAAGCCGUUUUUAAAUUUGUCUGUUAUGUUUUACAGCAUGAAAGCAAAUGAAACCUUAGAGAUUCCGCUUUAUCGGUCUCAUUUUCUUUCUAAGAUUUUAACGCGGAGAAAAGACAUCCGGAAGAGAUGUUUUGGUUUUUCUUUAAAGAUGUUUUAGCAUGUUCUGCAUACAUUUCCAUUAUAGAGUUCCCGCUUUUUCAUGGGGAUUUCAAACCAUAAACAUAAGCUUUUCUCAAAUACUUAUUGUUAAUCGAAUAACCAGUGGUCAGUACUUAUAAAGGUUUUUAUUUGUAUAACAUACAUUUCAGUUACUUCUUUUAAGCCUCACGUUGGUGUUAAUUGGAUAUAUGUAGAUGUAUUGAGUGACCAAUAGGUGACUUUUAAGAAACAAAACUGAAUUUUAAGAUAAUUUUUUGGCUUAUUGACUUUUGAAUUUCCAUUUUUUUCUCCUGUACAAGAAUGUUUUAUUUUUAAAGACGUUGAAAAGUUUGCUGCUGAAUCGGUGUUUGUAUUUAAUAGUUGAUAUGGGUGAGGGAAACACUCUUACCGACGGCCUAACAGCAAGCACAUGCAUUCUAUGCUUUUGAAAGUUUUAUAAAAUAGAAAUUAAAGUUGUUACUAUAAACCUGA
This is a messenger RNA of Danio aesculapii, 4220 nucleotides long. RefSeq names its product collagen type XXIII alpha 1 chain a (gene col23a1a). NCBI's taxonomy places the organism in Eukaryota, Metazoa, Chordata, Actinopteri, Cypriniformes, Danionidae. The coding region runs from base 127 to 1923 and encodes 598 amino acids. The transcript is spliced from 32 exons. The record is from RefSeq and is a predicted model, not a curated record.